Messenger RNA from Sarcophilus harrisii (Tasmanian devil), 1504 nucleotides. Its product is annotated as steroid 21-hydroxylase. Gene Ontology annotation, biological process: progesterone metabolic process; hormone biosynthetic process. The record is from RefSeq and is a predicted model, not a curated record. NCBI's taxonomy places the organism in Eukaryota, Metazoa, Chordata, Mammalia, Dasyuromorphia, Dasyuridae. Gene Ontology annotation, molecular function: heme binding; oxidoreductase activity, acting on paired donors, with incorporation or reduction of molecular oxygen, reduced flavin or flavoprotein as one donor, and incorporation of one atom of oxygen; iron ion binding. The transcript has 10 exons. Bases 1 to 1446 code for a protein of 481 amino acids.
AUGCUGCUUUCUGUGGUCCUGCUGCUGGUUCUGCUAGCUGCCCUAAGGUGGCUAUGGAUGGAACUGACUGUCUCACCCCAUCACUUCCCACCUCUAGUCCCUGGUUUUCUUCACUUCAUCCACUCUGAUUUCCCAAGCCAUUUUUUGAGCCUUGCACAGAAAUAUGGGCCACUCUAUCGGCUUCACCUUGGGAUGCAAGAAGUGGUGGUGCUAAAUUCCAAGAAGGCAAUUGAGGAGGCUUUCAUGAAGAAAUGGAUCGAUUUUUCAGGGAGACCACAAACAUUCACUAUUCAAUUGGUAAGCAACGACAGCCAGGAUCUGUCUCUGGGGGAUUACACGCCACUCUGGAAGGCCCACAGGAAACUGGCCCGUUCUGCUCUUCUGUAUGUCCAGAAUAGCAUGGAGCCUCUCGUGGGACAGAUGGUACAAGACUUGUGUAAGAAGCUCCUUGCCCAGGCUGGCUCUCCUGUGAGCAUAUCUGAGGAGUUUUCCAUGUUCACUUGUAGCAUCAUCUGCUUCCUCAGUUUUGGAGAAAAGAGAAAGUCUUCAGUUCAGGAAAUUAACAGCUGCAUUGAGGAAUUGAUGAUAGCCUGGGACUGUUGGCAAGUCCAGAUUUUGAACUUCCUACCCUUUCUCAGGUUUUUCCCCAACCCAGGUCUCAGGAAGCUGAGGCAGAUAAUAAAGAAACGGGAUGGGAUUGUGCAAAAGCAACUGAGAUGGCACAAGGAGACAAUGGUGGAAGGACAGACUCGGGAUUUGACUGAUUAUAUGCUACAGAAACUCAGGGAACAAGGAGAAGGGCAAGGUCAGCUUUCUGAGGGACAUGUACACAUGGCUUUAGUGGACUUCUUCAUUGGAGGCACAGAGACCACAGCAUCCACCCUCACCUGGGCAGUGGCCUUCCUGCUUCAUCACCCAGAGAUACAAAGGCGGCUGCAAGAAGAGUUGGAUCAAGAGCUGGGACCAGGUUUUUCAGGAAGCCCUCCCAACUAUCAAGACAGAGCUCGGUUCCCCCUGCUCAAUGCUACAAUUACCGAGGUACUCCGGCUAAGACCUGCAGCCCCCUUGGCCCUUCCACACUGCACCAAACAGCCUAGCAGCAUAUGUGGUUUUGACAUCCCUAAGGAUACCAUUAUUAUCCCCAACAUCUUUGGUGCUCACCAUGAUGACAGUGUUUGGGCACAGCCAUAUGACUUCCGGCCUGAUCGUUUCUUGGAGCCAGAACUGAGUCCGUCAGGGAUCCCAUUCAGCUGUGGGGCCAGGGUGUGCUUGGGAGAGGCUCUGGCUCGCUUAGAGCUCUUCUUGAUCCUGGCUCACCUGCUCCAAGCUUUCACACUACUGCCUGUAAUUGAGGGCAGCCAUAAUCUGCCUUCUCUGAAGCCCACUUUUGGAAGCAAUAUAAAGGCCCAAGACUUUCAAGUGCGGCUGCUGCCUCGGCUGGAAUGAUAGCCUCUUCACUGUAGAGUGUACCAAUAAAGUGCCUAAAUGCAGGCCUUGAACCAGU